Molecule: messenger RNA, 1917 nt
Organism: Miscanthus lutarioriparius
Lineage: Eukaryota; Viridiplantae; Streptophyta; Magnoliopsida; Poales; Poaceae
Source: the annotation of a GenBank genome assembly
AUGCCGCCGCGCCGCGGUAGAGGGAAGGGGAGGGGUAGGGCAAAGCCGAGAGCCAAGGCCACGGAGCCGGAGCCCGAGCCCGAGCUAGAGGAAGCCGUCGAGUCCGAGAUCGAGGCGGGGGACGCGAAGGCGGAGGAGGAGUCCGCCGCCGAGAGCGAGGACGCGAAGGAAGACGAAUCGGAGAGCGACGCCGAGUCCAUGGAUGCAGAGGCCAACGAGGAGGCCGGCGAAAACGGAGCGGACGAGAUGGAUGCGGAGCCUGAAGCCAAAGCCGGCGAGGCCAAGGCUGAAGCCGCAGCCACCGAGGCGGAGUCGAAACCUGACGCCUCGAAUGCCGAGGAUGAAGAGGGCGGUGAGACUGGCUCCGACCGCGAAGCAGAUGCAAAGGGUGCUGAUCCGAAGGCCAAAGCGGAAGAGUCCGACGGCGAGGAUGAGGAGGGAGCCGCCGCCGAGACCGACGGCGAGAGUGAAGAGGAAGCCGCUGAGACGGGCGGCGAGAACGAAGAGGACGGUGGGGACUCCGACACCGAAGGUGAUGCUGCGGAAUCCCCUCCAUCCCCUCCUUCCCGUACUCGCCGCCGUAAGCGAGCGGCCACUCCCGAUGAUGAAGCAGAGGAGACCCCUGCGCCGUCGCGCCGCCGGCGCCGUCGGAAGUCAGGGGAGCGUGGUGACUCUCCGCCGCCACUUCCGGACCACCUCCGCUGCCGUCGCAGCGAUGGGAAGAAGUGGCGCUGCUCGGGCCGUGCGCUCCCAACUGUUAGCUUCUGCGAGUACCACUACGCGAGGGCUAACAAGGGCAAGAAGCUACCAGCGGAUGGGGAGGUCCUAGCUGUUGCUCUUCAGAGGCAGAAGAACAAGAGGAAGGGCAGGAGGAGCAUCAAUCCGCCGAUGUCCCCUCAGGCAGCCACGACUGACCGCCAGACCAGGGAUCUCCCGAACGGACUGAUGACGAUCUCGCCAGGUAGCAGUGGACCUGCAGCACUGUCAAGUCCUGUUACUACAAAGGUUGGUGUAGAAAUUCCUGCACCUAUACAGCGGUGCUAUCGUUCCAAGAAUGCUGAGCCAUUGCCUGUUGGUCCUGUGAAGGUUGUUCCUCGUGCUAUGAGUAUGACAAAAGCAGCAGCAAGAACAUGUCACUGCUGCGGGAUAAAGAAGGGAGCGCGUGUUGCCAAUUGCAAGAACUGUGAUAAGAAUUUCUGUAACAGCUGCAUUAAUAAAUGGUAUUCUAAGUUGUCCAGGAAGGAUAUAAAGGCUCGUUGUCCAGCUUGCCGUGGUCUCUGCAAUUGUAAACAAUGCAGCCUUGGUCAUACCAAGGGUGCUACGCAUAAGGAACCGCCAAGUGGUGAAAGGAAGAUACUCAGCAUAAAAAUUUCCAACCAUCAAUUUUACAAGCUUUUACCUGUAAAACUUGACCAGGAGCAGCUUGAUGAGUUGGAAUUAGAAGCUAAAAUACAAGGAACAAAAAUAUCUAAUGUCCGCGUCCAGGUUGCUGAAAAUGGUCAGAAUGAGUCACUCUACUGUAAUAACUGUAAGUUCUCUGUGAGCCAAUUCUUGAGAUGCUGCCCAACAUGCCCUUUCAAGCUGUGCCUAAGUUGCUGUCAGAAGAUACGUGAAGGAAACAUGUCGGACAGCACACCCGAAGAUAAAUUCAAGAACCGGCUGCUUCAACAAGAGUCUGUUCAUGAGGAUGGCAGCAUUACUUGUCCUUCGAUUGAGCUGGGUGGCUGCGGUGACGCCAUGCUGAACCUGAUAUACGCAUCUCCAUGUAGCCAGUCUGAAGAGCUCAGUUCAGAUUGUGAGCUAGAUGCUGCAGGCAAUCAUUCUGGAGUGAAGGAUGCUCAGGUUCAUGGCUCACCUGUACCUGAGAGUAAUGGAAGAUUAUCGACAGCUGCCCAGACAGAAACAAUGUCCACAUAG